Wyeomyia smithii (pitcher-plant mosquito) is the source of this 1323-nucleotide messenger RNA. RefSeq lists its product as uncharacterized. The record is from RefSeq and is a predicted model, not a curated record. NCBI's taxonomy places the organism in Eukaryota, Metazoa, Arthropoda, Insecta, Diptera, Culicidae. Bases 168 to 1100 code for a protein of 310 amino acids. The transcript is spliced from 4 exons.
AAACACGACAACUGUUCAGGAUAUAUUUCAAGCAGUAACAAUCAGUCCGCGUGAAUAGUUUCACCAGACAAGACGUACUCUGUUCUGUGUCUGGAAACAAAACUGACCAAUCAUUCGUUGUUUAUCGUGCCAAGUCGAGUUCAGCACAGCACAGUUGAAACCACAAUAUGGACGAAGUUGAUAAAAAGUUAAGGAAUUUUUUAAUAAACGCCAAAGCGAGUGGCGUUCAGUUAAAUUGUUUGCCCUCGUUCGCCAAGCACCAGGAGAUGCUAAAACGAGACUAUUUACACUACAGUGGAACACAAAAGUGCAAACUCAUUCUAGUGGUCGUUGUUUGCGCUUUUGGGAGGCACUAUUUCAGCGAGUUGCUUGCAAAUGAAGAUUGCAUCUUGGGGAUGCCCAACCAGCUACAAAAGGCCCUCCGUCCGCCGGAAAGCUGCAACUUUUGUCAGGACGUACGAAAUGUGCCACGUAUCGCCAAUGUGGAUCCAGACGAGUUUGAGCAAAAAUACGCUUACUCGGGUGGGCCGGUAAUUGUGACCGAUGCAACGGCGAACUGGACAGCGACCGAAUUCUUCGAUUAUUGGUUCUUCAAAGACAUUUACCAAACAUAUGGUAAACGGAAGGGCGCUGCCAGAUGCCAGUUUUUUCCGUAUCAAACGGAAUUUCGCAACAUUUUUGAAGCUCUGAACUUAAGCGAAGCUCGGGUUAGUUAUGCACCGGGACAGAAGCCUUGGUAUUUCGGAUGGAGCAACUGUGACCCGCAAAUACUGAAAAUAUUGCGACGGCACUACGGUCGACCCUACUUUUUACCGAAGGCGUCCGAAAAUAACGCCGUGGAUUGGGUGUUCAUGGGAGGAACCGGCCUAGGAGCGCAUAUGCACGUAGACAACGUUCGACUACCAUCUUGGCAAGCCCAACUAAAAGGAGCGAAGGAAUGGAUUUUGGCACCGCCACCAGAGUGUUAUUACAGCUGCAACUUCGUGUCAGUUGUUGUACAAACUGGCGAUACUAUUGUUCUUGACACCAAUAAAUGGUACCACAAAACCAAUGUACUCUCGGGUGAAAUUAGUGUCACAAUUGGUGCUGAGUAUGAUUAGAUUACACUAACCUGGAAAUAAUGGUUGUUGCCGGUGGAAAUUCAACAAUAUCUUCUCUUAUCUCGAGAUCGUUGUAGAAGCUCACAACAUGCGGUUCAUUAUUGCGGAAAACACAAGACCCAUUCGCCGACGGAAUCCGAUGAUAAAGUGGAUCAUCGUCAUCUAUUGUGAAUUAAAAAUAACGUUACCUAAUAAAAUCAGACUCCUUUUCCAACGCACGCAA